AUGUCCGAAGAAAAGAAGAGCAAGCUCCAGGAAAGUGGAUUGAUUGAGUGGCCAGUCUUCUCCGAGCUUAUUGCAAUGGAUGAGGAUGAGGAAGGAUUCUCCAAGUCUUUGUUUCAAACAUUCGUCGACCAAUUCGUUGAAACGUGUCAUGAUCUCGAAUUGAACUUAAAAGAACAAAACUUGGACAAACUAUCUGGACUAGGACACUAUUUAAAAGGUUCAGCAGCUGCAUUGGGACUCGAAAAAAUCUCUAACGAAUGUGAACGUAUUCAGAAUUACGGUAAAAAAAUCAACUUUGACAACUUCAAGUUGGAAGACAGCAGUUUGGGAGAAGACGACGAUGAAUUUUGGAUCAAGCUAAUUGGAGAUGCAUUACAAAAGGCCAGAGACAAUUUUGAUCAGGCAAAGAAAGCUCUUAAUGACUACUUUGACGAUGAGCUCUGA
Meyerozyma guilliermondii ATCC 6260 is the source of this 444-nucleotide messenger RNA. It is a transcript of the gene YPD1, whose product is annotated as Ypd1p. Gene Ontology annotation, molecular function: histidine phosphotransfer kinase activity; protein histidine kinase binding. Gene Ontology annotation, biological process: phosphorelay signal transduction system; phosphorylation. The record is from RefSeq and is a predicted model, not a curated record. Gene Ontology annotation, cellular component: cytoplasm; nucleus. Bases 1 to 444 code for a protein of 147 amino acids. Lineage: Eukaryota; Fungi; Ascomycota; Pichiomycetes; Serinales; Debaryomycetaceae. The transcript has a single exon.